CUAACUCAAACAAUCUACCACUCGUCCUCUCCCCCACAAUCGCGCCUCCGUCGCUUCUUCGGAUUCGCCUCGAUUGCCGUCACAUCCGCUGGUCUAGGACUCUACGUUGAAGCCGGAGACACAAUAUCUCGCAUGAUGACCGCCGAAUCAUUAAUCAAGACAGAUGCGGAGACGCUGAACUACACAGCGCCAGACGCCGUCGCGCAGGAAAUCGUCGACUACAUCCACAACCUUCCCGAAGUAGCCGCCCUGCGCGAGAACCCAGACUUCAAAGAGUCGCGCCCACACCUCAAGUUCCCUGUCGCUCUGAGUGAGCGCAGCUUGACAGCUGGCACUCUUUCUGGACCGAAGAGAAUCCCUGUGCCCCCGCUCGUGUUUAACGAGCGCGAAGGCAAGAGUCUCGUCUCGUUCUUGUACCUCGGUUCAGACGUCUGUGGCCACCCGGGCAUCGUGCACGGUGGUCUCCUUGCCACGCUGUUGGACGAGGGCCUUGCUCGGUGCUGCUUCGAGGCGCUGCCUAAUAAGGUCGGCGUUACUGCCAACCUGAAUCUUGAUUACCGUGCGCCUGCCAUGGCUGAUUCGUACAUUGUGCUACGGGCUGAGACCGUCAAUGUUGAGGGCCGUAAGGCUUGGGUUGAGGGUCGCAUUGAGACUAUUCCUGAAGAAGGGAAGAACCCUGUUGUCUUGGUUGAGGCUAAGGCUUUGUUUAUUGAGCCCCGACAAGCAUCUGUGAGUGAAUGCUUUUACUUUCUCUUCUACUAUGGCAACAUCACCUUUCACGCCGCCGCCCUGACCCGCCAGGAGCGCAAUACCCUACGUAACCAGCAGGGCCUGACAAUCUGGCUGACCGGCCUCUCAGCCUCCGGCAAGUCCACAAUCGCCGUAGAGCUCGAGCACCAACUCCUGCACGACCGCGGCGUGCACGCCUACCGUCUGGAUGGCGACAACAUCCGCUUCGGUCUGAACAAGGACCUCGGCUUCAGCGAGACUGACCGCAACGAGAACAUCCGCCGUAUCGCGGAGGUUGCUAAGCUUUUCGCCGACAGCUCUUCUGUCGCUAUCACCUCUUUCAUCUCGCCCUACCGGAAGGACCGCGAUACUGCUCGCCAGCUGCAUGAGGUUGCUACCCCAGGUGAAGAGACUGGUUUGCCUUUCGUCGAGGUCUACAUUGAUGUCCCUGUUGAGGUCGCUGAGAAGCGUGACCCUAAGGGUUUGUACAAGAAGGCUCGUGAGGGUGUUAUCAAGGAGUUUACUGGUAUCUCUGCUCCCUACGAGGCUCCUGUCAACCCCGAAGUUCACAUUAAGAGCCACGAGACUCCUGUCCCUGAGGCCGUGAAGCAAAUCAUCGACUACCUUGACUCCAAGGGCUACCUCCCUCCUAAGAAGUAA
This is a messenger RNA of Penicillium taxi, 1389 nucleotides long. RefSeq names its product adenylyl-sulfate kinase. Gene Ontology annotation, molecular function: ATP binding; adenylylsulfate kinase activity. Gene Ontology annotation, biological process: sulfate assimilation. The annotation marks the transcript as partial. The transcript has 2 exons. Lineage: Eukaryota; Fungi; Ascomycota; Eurotiomycetes; Eurotiales; Aspergillaceae. The record is from RefSeq and is a predicted model, not a curated record.